AUGUCGCUGAAUGGCCUGGACGAUGUGAAGCUUAAAGAAGCUCAUGAUGUCGCCGUUGCCGAGCCAGGAGGAUGGUUCCUUCUCAAGUACAUCUCCCGAGACGAAGUCGAACUGCUGGGCAAGGGAAAUGGCGGGAUAGUCGAGAUACGCAAUGCGAUAGCGUCCUACGAAGAACCGUCUCCUCUAUUUGGAUUUCUUCGGUAUAGGAGAAGGAAUGUGCUGAUCAAGUACGUUCCGGAGGACUGUUCGAGAUUGGUACAAGCUCGCGUGGCUGUUCAUUUCAACGCGGUUACUGAACGCUUCUCUCCCUACGAUACCGAUUUCGCGAUUGCUACCGCGAAGGAGCUACGAGACACGACCCUAUCUGCCGCAUGCUCUCUACACACUGCUUCGGGAUCUACAAGUUCGUCGACGAGCUCUCUACGACGACGACGGUUGAUGGAAAUUGCGGAAGACGCAGAGGAAGAUAAUAGAAAAAGGCAAUCGACUGUGCUCGAAGAACGCCCAGGUACUGCGAAAAGUGCGAAGAGCAUUGGGAAAACCGCUCCAAUUGUUGAACCCUCUUCUGCCACCCCUCCUGCGCCCAGCAACACGGAUGAUGGUUUGAUACCUCUUACACUUCCUAAUCCACACUCCUUCAAAUCGACCAAGAACGACUUGGAAACAUCUCCUCCUCCGCCCCGAGAGAGGUUCGAACUCGAGUCGAAAUCCCCGCCAAAACCUACCGACGAGCCACAAUCUCGAAAAUCUUCGCAGCUGACUAGACCGGAGCUCAACAGCUACAAUACAUACAGCACUGGCACGCGACCGAGAAUAAAGUUAGGCCCGCGUCCGUCUCUGGACGUUUCGAGCAGCCGUCCACACACUUCUGGCGCAGCUUCGCAUUAUCGGCCAGUUUCUACCCUGCCGAUUGGGUUGAAGAUAUUUGGAAAGGGGUCACGGCAACGGCCGACUUCAACAUACAACACAGAUGCACCUAGCACAAUCAUACCCCCACCUCCAAUUCCAGACAGUAUGUCUGAAAAUUACCAAAAUUCGACGCCUGUACGGCCACAUACAAGUGGUGGUCGGCCACCGCCAAAAGAAAAUGUUCCAAUGAACCCGUUAAUAUCACCCACUUCCACAAAGAUGCCUUCGAUAACACCAGAGAAGGCUCGAUUAAUGAAAGCUUUAGAAAUGAGGAAAAAGAAGAGCGCCUCGGCCGCUGCAGAACCCACUUCGCCAAGCGUGCCCCAUAACCUAAUUAAUACUCCGCAACAUGAAACGAGGCAGGUAUCAAACGCGAUCCAGGGGGCUCCGGACACGUUAACUGCACAAAAUAAUUUAGCCAAAGACGAUGAUUCUGCAAUUGCAUUUGAUGCCAACUCAGCCAUGAAGAUUGAUGAAUCCGAUGCAACAAAAUCGGAUUCGUAUCCAGUUUCUCCAACUGCACAAUCGGAACGAGCCGAAUCGACCAGCGCGUCGUCCCUUUCAGAGUCUGCGGACGGGACGUUGCAGGUAACAGAUGCAGAGAAGAAUGCCAGCCGGGGAUCGAAAUCGAAUAACCCAUCAUCAAGUCAACCAGAUAGCACACCGGCGGAAAGUUAUGUUGCAGGAACAACAGGAGGCGACUUGGGAGCAGAUAAUGCCUCUGUGCCAACUCAAGCAGCCACAGCCGAGAAGCUGCAAACGGAAUUUGUUGAGGCACAGCUACAUAGUCUCGCACCAGCAGAGGUAGAGAAGGUCGAGGACGGAAACAGUGGUUUGUCGCAUAAUGUUCUUGCGGAAGAUUUCCCAACAGAGAGUGUGUCUGCACCUGCACCUGCCCAUUCGACACCAGCACAGGCUGCGACGAACGUCAACUCUGAGAAAUCGCCUAUCACACUACAACCAAACGAGUCCCAAAAUACCAUCACCCCUAUCGAGCCCGCGAAAGUCGAUAAACAUGUCACAUUCGACGAAUCCGAGGACCACGUAAUUCCAGACACCUCAAUGAGGGAUGAUGAUGCUACCAAUUCCGAGUACAGCGUUCCUGCUGAGGAUGACACUGUGCAUGAGGUUGUCGAAGAGAACGCUGUUGUCAAGGAUGCGCCAGAGCCAGUGCAAAUCAUCGCUGAGCCGGUCACAGAAGCGACCACUAUGGUGAAAACGGACAACGUUGUGCCAGAGCGGACCCCGGAGGCAGUUCCAGCAGUUGAGCAGGCUUCUGCGAUUGAUGUAUCGGAAAUCAAUGAGCAAACGUCAGCCUUGACCGAGCAGGCACCGAAAGUCUCGGAAGAAAGUGCUGUUGCUAAACCAGCGGAGGUAGAAAAGGCAUCGGAACCUGCUGCCGAGUCGACAUUAAUAGCCAAGCUCGAUAAAAAGGGCGAAGCUCCAAAUUCCACAUCUGAAUUAGAAGAUACGAAGGCAACAGCCACUAUUGCUCCUAUCGUUACAGAACUCCACGCGGCAUCAGACACCAAGCCUUCUGUCGUAGUUACACCAAAGUCACCCGUGGGUAGUACAUUUUCUGUUGAUUCGAGACCAACCGUUUCUGGUGAUGAUCGUCCGAGAGGAGACAAAUCAGCGACGAAGAAGAAAAAGCGUGGACUUGAGCCUAUUCGAACAGAUAUUGAAGUACCCGAUCGGAGGAAUGCUGAUGAUGCGAAUUUAUCUUCAGACGACGAGUUUAUGGACGAACUCCAAUCCGCAGUUAUGCAAGAAGCGAAACCGAUUUCUGUUUCGAAGUCUCCAAUUAGUCCAAUGUUCCCGACUCCAAAAAAAGCAGAUAGCUGGCGGAAUAAGUUUUCACGCGCUGCAUCUAACCCAAUGAAGAAGUCAGAACCAGAGUCCCAACUCUUGACACCACCGAAAAGCGAAAAUCCAACUCCUACGCGGUCGGUAUCCUCGUCAGCAGCAUACCUCAAAAAGAUCAGUCAAGAAGCAUCAAAGCCGGCGCCGACGAAGAAGGUCAAUGUCGGUUCAGGGAUUGCUGCGAGAAUGAAGGCAUUCGAGAAGUUUUCCUCGGGUCCUUCAACCCCUCCAGUAUCAACGGGGCCACCUCCUGGAAGCACUCCAGCCUUCUUCUCAGUCAGGAAAGCUAGCAACCGUGUACCUUCUCGGUCGCCCGGUCCAUCGGUAGCUGAACGAGCAAACUCUAUCACUAGAAACACUCCUCCUCCCGAGUCCCGUGAUUCCUCGCCCGAGACUCGAAGAACACGCGAACGGUCGAGUUCGAUCAAGAAUCGACUCAGUAGUUUCGAGCCUGACACUGUACCGACUCCUCAGCCCACUUCUCGGCCACGACCAGAGUCCAUCUCGGUCACAGCGAGGAUCAUCCGCGAUCCGUCUCAACCAUAUCCGUCGCAAGCAGAGCUUAAGAAAGACCCUUCGGAAUAUGCACCAUUGGAUCUUAAGCAAUCCCCACUUGUGAUUGAUCAUCAACGGGCUGUUACUGCCAAGGAAACCAUCCAACAGAGGAGGCAGUCCAAGGAGCGACGAUUAUCAAAUUCCUCUGAUGCUACAAAUACUACUGUCAAGAACAGAAGGUCGUCAGUUACUAUAGUUAAGGAUUUGAUCAAUGAACGACGGGCAUCAUUUGCCGAACGUCGUCGCUCGAUCAACCUCGAUCCAAACAAUUCAUCCACAAAUCUUCGGAACACAUCCCGACCCCCUUCCAUGAAGUCCCCUUCCAGGCCGCCUUCCACCCACACAUCUCCUGUACAUACACGAUCGCAAUCAAUCACCAGUCGACUCUCGUCGUCCUCGAAUCGCGACAUGAAUGAUGGCUAUAUGUCGCCUUCACCUUCAGGCGAUUUAUCCUCGAGCGAAGACAAAGCUAGCAAGAAAUCUAAUAGAGCUAGCCGCAUGUUGAGAAGGAUGUCUUCCUCUUUGUCAUCUGGUCGAAAAGCAUUGGCUCAUGCAGUAUCACCCACUGUCCGAGAAGAGUCGGAACCUGGAAACUCCGCCCAACCUCUUUCUCCCCAAUCCGGUCCUUCUACCCCAAAUAUCAACAUAGGAGACGUGAACGUACAAUUUCCUGAUUCUCUACUUUGGAAGCGUCGCUCUAUGAUGUUGGACAGUCAGGGUUUCUUGAUACUGUCUCCUGCUUUGACUGCAAGCGGCAAUGGAAAAGCAGCAGCUGGCGGAGCUACCAGGAGAUUUCAUCUCAGCGACUUCAGGCGACCUGUUAUUCCGGAUAUGGAGAUGGAGGAAUUACCAAACAGUGUUCUGCUUGACUUUGACGUUGGUGGAGGUUUGCAGAUUGCUUGUGAAGAUCGAGCAGGUCAAUCACGCGUGCUUGAGGUCCUACAAGACGCUCACCAAUCUGUUGGACAAUCUCAAUAA
This is a messenger RNA of Glarea lozoyensis ATCC 20868, 4305 nucleotides long. Its product is annotated as Actin depolymerizing protein. Bases 1 to 4305 code for a protein of 1434 amino acids. The record is from RefSeq and is a predicted model, not a curated record. The transcript is spliced from 3 exons. Lineage: Eukaryota; Fungi; Ascomycota; Leotiomycetes; Helotiales; Helotiaceae.